Gymnodraco acuticeps is the source of this 1954-nucleotide messenger RNA. Its product is annotated as ribosomal RNA processing protein 36 homolog. Gene Ontology annotation, cellular component: 90S preribosome; nucleolus. The record is from RefSeq and is a predicted model, not a curated record. NCBI's taxonomy places the organism in Eukaryota, Metazoa, Chordata, Actinopteri, Perciformes, Bathydraconidae. Gene Ontology annotation, biological process: maturation of SSU-rRNA from tricistronic rRNA transcript (SSU-rRNA, 5.8S rRNA, LSU-rRNA).
CACGUAACAACUCAGUGAAACCUUUAUUUUGAAACCGGAACUUCUCUGUUUAUCUCACCGGAGUGAAACUCGCAGCCGACAUGUACACACGUGGAUAAUAGAGCUCAGCUAAACAGGGAUUUAACGACUUAAUAUCCAGCUGUCUUCCAGAAACUGAGAUGACGGGGAAAGGGAAGCAGCCGCAGAAGAAGAAUAUGGCGGCGAACAGCAGUGACGAUGAAGACUCUGACGUGGAGAGGAACUUCGCUCUGCUCACUAAGAGAGGAGGAACUGAGGUGGGAGAGUCUUUCCACCAAGGAGAGGAAGAGUCCAGUGAUGAUGAGGAAGAAGGGCCUGCUGGUGGGACCGAUGAAGAGGAAGAAGGAGCAGACGUUGCUGAGAAAGCAUCUGAUGGUGGUGAUGAAGAGGAGGCUGCUGAGGGGGGGGAGGAAGAGCAGGAUGAAGACAGUGAAGCCUCUGAUGAUGAUGAUGAUGAUGCUGAUGAGGAAGAUGGAGAUGAAGAUGCAGAAGAAGCUGGUGGUAGCAGUGAGAUCCAGACGAGAGAAGACAUUAAGAAAGAACUCUCCAACAUGUCCUUUGAGGAGAUCAUGAAGCUUCAGAACAAAGUGGGAACCAAAGUGUACAACGAGGUGGCGUACGGCAGCCAGAAGACGAAAGGGCCGAGCAAAAAGAAACGCCUGAACAAGAACAGACCGAUGGAGAUUUCAGCCAAGAGACGAGCUCCGUUCCUCCGUAAGGUCGUCUCCGCCAAGAAACCGACGUCAAGAGACCCUCGGUUUGACGACCUGUCUGGAGAAUACAAACCGGAGAUUUUUGUGGAGACGUAUAAAUUCAUCAAUGACAUCAAACAGAGAGAGAAGGAGAUCGUCAAGAAGCAACUGAAGAGGAUGAAGCCGACCAACGUCCAGAAGAAGGAGAAGCUGCAGUUCCUCCUGAAGAGGAUGGAGAACCAGGAGCGAGCGAGGAAGAGUCAAGAGGAGCAGAGAGAGAGAGAGCUGCAGUUCAAGAGGCAGCAGAGAGAGAGAGCGAGUCAGGGCGACCGACCGUUCUUCCUCAAGAACUCUGAGAAGAAGAAGCUGCAGCUGGCUGAGAAAUACCAGGAGCUGAAGAAGACCGGAAAACUGGACAACUUCCUGAGCAAGAAGAGGAAGAGGAACGCCGGGAAAGACCGCAGGAAGCUGCCCCCCCGAGAGCUGCAGAGCCAAAGCUUUCAGGGACACUAAAACACCUGAAGAAGAACGACGAGCAGCUGGACGGGAAUACAAAGGUGGCGCCGCAGCGGUUUGUUCAUCAUGGUGGAUGAAGGACUGGCUUCAGCUCUUGCAUCACACACACAUUUGUUCCACUGUCAAAGUUACGUUUUCCUCUAUUGGGAAAUGUGUUUGGGGCAUUCAAUGAUUGUGGGACAUCUGAACAUUCAAGGUCUGAAGUUGCAAAGCAGUGUACGUUUAAUUUCAACCUUGAAAACUGAUAUCUGCUAUUUUCUUUUUAGGACUUUCUACUACAUCUCAAGUUUCUUUUUCAGACGAGAGUGGCGUUUGCACAGUUGUCAUUGUAUAAAAGUAAAACAAAUACUGAAAUGUCAGUCGUUGGAGAGUCCCUGAAUGCACCACCAGUGAGAUUGUUCAGUCUUCGCUCAUCAAAUUACUAAAUUUGACUGGUAAAGAUAAUCUCUCUAAAGAAAUUGACUGAAAAAAGUACUUUUAAACUUUUAAUUAAACAAUUUGAUGGUUGUUUCCCAGCAGAUCAAUUAUUGUCAAUUUGUUAGGGAUUUUUAAAAGUAGACAUUUUAUAAAUCUUUCAGUUUGAUUUAGUUUCACACAGAAACUACCUUUCCAGGUUUCCAUCUGUUGGUGCGGUCACAGCUGUUCAGAUGCAGUCACUGGAAACAAUCUGCUUAUCCUCAGAAAUGCUGUUAUAUGUGAAACUCUUUUUAAAUAAAACAUUAUAUGUA